AUGUCGGUAGAUAUCUCGUGGGACACCAUCACUCAAGGUCCUGACGGCGAAGCUCGCGCAGAGAAAAUACGAGAGUUUAUCCACGACAGGUUCCAGCAAGUCCCGUUGCCUCGUUUCAUCAAGUCUGUUCAGGUGCACUCGUUUAGCUUUGGUUCAGCUUGCCCAGAGGUCGAGAUCAAAGACAUAAGUGAUCCGCUGCCUGAUUUCUACGAAGAUGACGACGAGAAUGACGAUGAGAGUGACGAUGGUGUCACCGACAGCACCAGAGAUCAGCAGUCAACAGCGGCCUGGUCGAAUGCGCGUCCACCACCCACAGACCCAUUAUCCUCCAAUGCUGCUCGAGGAGAGCCACAUCAUUCUCGUUUCAUCAAUGAAGCUGGAUUUUCAGGUAUCCCACGCAGUGGUACCCCGGGCAUCCCUGGAGGUACUUCCAACUUCAAUUACUUCCACAUGCCGAUUGGAGGCUUGUCUGGAGCACAGACACCAUUGGCAGCUGUUGCUAGCGGUACUCCCUUUUCACCUGUGGGCUGGCAUAUGGACCGCCCUCAUACUCCCCUGCAUGGCCAUGGCCACGGCAUAGAAACCAACGAACCAUCUACGAGACCAUCUACCGCUACGACGCUGCUGACAUCGCCCGACCUUGCAAGCAUCAACGCGGGACCCGCCGACCACCUACAUCAUCAGGGAUACUCACAGGCACAGAAAGUCUCAGAUGAUCCCUCCCUCGAUUUUGACACCCCUGUGCGGCCUCCCCAGCUCCCCGCACCCCAGCCUUCCGACAUGCAGGUCGUUGCACGCGUCAACUACUCUGGAGAUGUCCGCAUGAUGCUCACUGCAGAGAUCUUGUUAGACUACCCUAUGCCGAGCUUUGUGGGCAUUCCUCUGAAGCUGUCCAUUACCGGCAUGACCUUCGAUGGGGUUGCAAUACUAGCAUAUAUCAGAAAGCGCAUGCACUUCUGCUUCUUGGACCCCGAGGAUGCAGAUACUUUGGUCGGUGACCAUUUCACACAGGACGCCCCAUCACACGACACCUCAGACCGCAACCGGGCCAAAUCUAAAACUACAGUGCCUAACAUUGGGCUGCUCAAGGAGAUCCACAUCGAGAGUGAAAUUGGGCGCCAAGAGAGCGGGAAACAGGUCCUUAAAAACGUUGGCAAAGUGGAAAAAUUCGUACUGGAACAGAUCCGCCGCAUCUUCGAAGAGGAAUUCGUCUUUCCUAGCUUCUGGACUUUCCUUGUAUGA
This is a messenger RNA of Cyphellophora europaea CBS 101466, 1242 nucleotides long. RefSeq lists its product as uncharacterized. Gene Ontology annotation, biological process: mitochondrion organization; phospholipid transport. The coding region runs from base 1 to 1242 and encodes 413 amino acids. Gene Ontology annotation, cellular component: ERMES complex. The record is from RefSeq and is a predicted model, not a curated record. The transcript has a single exon. NCBI's taxonomy places the organism in Eukaryota, Fungi, Ascomycota, Eurotiomycetes, Chaetothyriales, Cyphellophoraceae. Gene Ontology annotation, molecular function: lipid binding.